UUCGCCUCGCAACAACAACCGCAGCGCAACGCGUUCCAUUUAUGCCCAUACACGUAUGAAUAUUUUGUAACGCGUUUUGUAGAGCUCGUCGCUGCCGUGCGCGACUUGUCAUAGCACAAACAAACAACCAAAGUACGUAUUUUUCGCGCUGCAGAGAGUGCACAAAAAAAGCUGCUGCGUGCCGUCGUCAAGUCGUGUUCCUGCGCGCCUUGCAGCAGCUCCGAAAAAGGCCAUGGUGCGCGUUCGGCAAUUCUUCAUCGUGUAAAAGCUGUGUCGUGAAUAAAGUUUGAAAAUCGUAUUCGCACGGUUGAGGGUUGUUUGCACACCCGCCGUUGUUUAUCAUAAUAUAGUGUGUGCGUGUGUGUGUCUCUCUAUUAUUCUGUCCUGCGUUGGUGUUGUGCUUAUACAAAGUGCGUGACGGUGUGUGCGUGUGCGACCCAUAGUCUAUAUAUUGCAUAUAUAGUAGACGUACGGGGGUGCGAGAUGGUGGGUGUUUCGAGGCACAUCGGCAGCCACUGCCGGCGCUAGUCGCCUCCUGUAUUUAUAGUGGCCGCAGGCCGGACAGGCCAGAGAGAGAGAGAGAGCCGAAAAAAUAUUUUAUAAUAAAAAAUAAAAAAGGAUCAGUGCCCUGCGUUUCGAAUAUUUCGUUGUUCCUUCGAAUUCCUUUACGUUGGCUUCCGGGAGUCGUAGCUCCCAGCGGAGGAGGCGACGACGAGGUGGAGCGUUUCGUUGAACCUUUCUCGAUCGCAACGACGGCGCCGGACUCACGAUGAUGAACGACAAGAAUUACAGCAAGGGCUGCAGCCCUGAAAACGGCGUGCCGGACAUGACGGUGAUCAGCGACAUCGACGAAAUAGGGAUCAAUCGCAAUCUGCAAGUCCGCUACAGCCGAGAUGAAAUAUACACGUACACAGGAUCGAUCCUCAUCGCGGUGAACCCGUACAAGGAGGUCGACGUCUACACUCUGCAACACGUGCAGCGCUAUCACAAUCAGAAGAUGGGCGCCCUGGAGCCGCACGUGUUCGCCCUGGCCGAGGCGGCCUAUCGCUCGCUCAUGGACACGGACAGCAAUCAGUCGUGCGUGAUAUCGGGCGAGUCGGGCGCCGGCAAGACCGAGACCACCAAGUUCAUACUGCAGUACCUGUGCUCGGUGACGAGCAACGUCGACACCUGGGUCGAGCAGCAGAUACUCGAGGCCAACACGAUCCUCGAGGCGUUCGGCAACGCCAAGACGCUGCGCAACGACAACAGCUCGCGCUUCGGCAAGUUCAUGCAGGUCUGCUUCGACAGCAAGUGGAUGAUCAAGGGCUGCAUCAUACAGGACUACCUGCUGGAGCAGAGCAGGAUCACGUUUCAGAGUAGCGGCGAGAGGAAUUAUCACGUGUUCUAUCAGCUGGUGGAGGCGGCGAGUCGCGAGAAGGAGCUCGCCGAGCAGUACAAGCUCAAGCCGGCGAGCCACUACAAGUAUCUGGCCAAGUCCAACGACGGGCUGGCCGACUUGAAGGGCUUCGACGCGCUCAGGCUCGCCUUCAAUGUUCUACAGGUGCCAGCGGAGAUGUGCGACGGCAUCUACCGCGUGCUCUCGGCCAUCCUCUGGCUGGGCAACCUCCAGUUCCAGGACGUGGACGGCGAGCGCUGCGAGCUGGCGCCCGACGGCGACGCCGAGAUCAUCGCCACGGUGGCCCCGCUGCUCGGCCUCCAGCCCGACGAUCUGCGCCGCAUCGUGCUGCAGCGCGAGAUCAACGUGCGCGGCAACAUCACCGAGAUCCCGCUGAGGCUGCAGGAGGCCCGCGAGAAUCGCCACGCCAUGGCCAAGGCCCUGUACUCGCGCACCUUCGCCUGGCUCAUCAAUCACAUCAAUCAGUGCACGAAUCCGGGCCAGGACAUAUCGCGCUUCCUCGGCGUCCUCGACAUAUUCGGCUUCGAGAACUUCGACACCAACAGCUUCGAGCAGUUGUGCAUCAAUUACACCAACGAGAAGCUGCACAAGUUCUUCAAUCACUACGUGUUCGCCCUGGAGCAGGAGCUCUAUCGACAGGAGGAGAUACAGUACUCGCACAUCACCUUCACGGACAACACCCUCUGUCUGGAGCUGAUCGAGAAGCCGCCGCGCUGCGUCCUGAAGCUGCUCACCGAGCAGUGCCACAUGCCCAAGGGCUCGGAUCUGGCCUACCUCACGAAUCUCCACGCCGAGUUCGAGGGCAACGCCUGCUACGUCAAGGGCGACGACCGGCGCAAGUGGGAGAAGGAGUUCGGUCUGCGCCACUACGCCGGUUGCGUCACCUACACGGUCGAGGGCUUCGUCGAGAAGAAUCGCGACGUGCAGCAGGACGUGUUCUUCGACUUCAUGACGCGCAGCGACAACGAGUUCGUCCAGGAGAUCACGGCCUAUCAGGAUCUGCUCGGCACGACGGUGGCGCGCACCAGCGGCAACAACGCCCCGCCCGCAGCGACGCUGUCGCGCGGCACCUCCAAGGGCAAGCCCACCCUCUGCGACUCGUUUCGGCAUCAGUUGCAGGCCCUCGUGGACGUGCUGCAGGGCACGACGCCCUGGUACGCGCGCUGCAUCAAGCCCAACAUGGACAAGCAGGCCGAGCACUACGACGAGAAGCUGGUGCUGGAUCAGCUGCGCUAUCUGGGCAUGCUCGACAUCAUCAGGAUCAGGAAGGAGGGCUUCCCCAUACACAUGCGAUUCGACGACUUCGUGGCGCGCUAUCGCUGCCUCGAGAAGAACAGGUGGUCGCUGCCCAAGGACGACAAGGAGGCGGUCAAGACUCUGAUCAAGAAUCGACGCUUGCCCACGACCGAGUGGCAGGUGGGCAAGAACAAGGUAUUCCUGCGCAAGCUCGUGCACGAGCCGCUUGAGGACGAACGAAAUCAGUUGAUCACGAGGAACGCCGUAUUGAUACAGAAGAUCUGGCGUGGACACGUGGUCAGAAAAGAUUACCAACGAACGCACAAAGCGGCGUUGCGCAUUCAACACGCUUACCGGGGCUGGAAGCUGCGCAUCGAGUUCAUACGCAAGCGUCGCGCCGCCGUGGUCAUACAGUCGCAUCUGCGCGGCGUGUUCGCGCGCGAGGUCGCCUCGGCUCUGCGCGAGCUCAGACGCGUCGAGGAGGAGAUGCGUAAGCGCGAGCGACUCGAGGAGGAGCGCAAACGCAUGGAGGAUCAGAAGGCCCUCGAGGAGUCGCAGAGCACGCAAUACAAUGGUAUCGCUGGAAUGGAAGCUGGACGAGCCGAAGAAGAGAUUAAAGCGCUCACUCAAAUGGCCGAACAAUUCAACUCCGCGAUGGCUAAUAACAAUAACAACAACAAAAACGCCAGCAACAAUAACAAAGAAUCCGUCGACCUGGACAAUUUGUUCUCGUUCUUGUCCGAUGUUCAGAAGCAGAACAAUGAGAUCAACAUCAACGGCAACAACAACGGCAGUCAGAGGAGCAGCGGUACCAAUGCCAUAAUAGAAGAGAUCGGCUUGGAAAUGGAUCAGUUGGCCGAAAAUCUGGAGGCGGAGCUGCAAUCCGUCAAGCAGGACAAGGAACCGCGCCCGGUCAAGCUUCAGAGUCCGAAACCCAUCGAAGAGCCCAAAAUCAAGGAAGAAAUCAAGCAAGCGAUAAUCAUGAAGAACACGCCGAGUCUGCCCGAGCCGACACAGCCGCCUCCACCGCCGCCGCCACCGCCACCGGCAUCGUUCAACAUCAAUGGUCUUCCGCCUGCUCCGCUACCCGUCCCCGUCGUCAACAAGCCAUUGGAGAAGAAAAAGGAGCCGAUUUACGAAAAAGUCAAAACGAGAGAGGAGAUAAGUCCUCAGGUGACUCAUCCACCACCGCCACCGAUGAUGAAUGGCGGAUCUACGGCAAAAGUCAACGGAUUACAUCCAAAACUUAACGGCGAGGCAAAAGAGCACGUACCGGCUCCACCGAUGCAAUCGACCCUCAAGAUCGUUCACGAAAUACGCAAAGAAGUUCCGGAGGCGAAGAAAGUCGCUCCGCAGCACGCCACGCAAAACGAAACAACACCCAAACCACCAAUACCCAACAAUCAUCACGUGUCGAACCAAAACCACGUGCAACAGAAUCAUCAUCCACCCAUUGCCGUCGCGCAGAAUACGAAAUUGACUACGCUCGCUCCGAACAACGUGCACCAGAAGCAAACCGUCGUCAACGGUCACAGUCACAACAAUAACAACAACAACCACCACCAAAAUUUCGGAGUCGUGCAAAACGGACACUCGCCGCAAUUGCAAGCUCACCAACAGCAUCACACUCCGACCAAGACUGCCUCGCCGUCUCACCUACAUCAUCAGCAACAGCAGCAGCAUCAGCAACAACAACACACGCCGCAACAUACGCCGACAAAGACUGCCUCUCCGUCGCACCAACAGUUGCAGCAGCAGCAGAAACAGCUGCAGGCACAGCAGAAGCAGCUGCAGCUUCAGCAGCAACAGGCCAAACAACAAGCGAAGCAGUUGCAGCAGCAGCAGCUGUUACAGCAGAAAUUGCAGCAGGCCCAGCAGGAGAUACAGUCCCAUCCACCGGCGGAGCGCGAGGCGCGGCGCAAGCAUCGGGUCGAACGUAAGCUCCAAGAGCUCGAGGAGAAAAAGCUCGAGACGGUGCCGGAGACGAAUGAGAAUUACCACGACAUCGUCGAGUUCGCCCAGAACUACUUCAACAGUCACGAGCGAUCGCCCGAGGGCACGAUCAUGGCCACGCUCACUCGUGGUAAGCAGCGAGAAAAGCGAAUCGAGUACGUACCCAAGUACGAGAUGGUCACCUACUACAAGGGCUCGUCCAUUCCGAAUUCCCACAUACACAUGUACGACCCGGAGAACGUCAACGUUGCUUGCAACGUCUUCCGAGAUCUCUGCAAGUACCUGCGCGGCGAGAUGAAGCUCGAGCAGGAGAUAAGCACGAUCCAGGGCAUAAUCGGCUACGGCAUCGAGCGCGAGGAGUUGCGCGACGAGAUCUUCGUCCAGUGCAUGCGCCAGUCCACGAACAAUCCGAAUCUCGAGUGGGCCGAGCGCAUCUGGCUGCUCCUCUGUCUGGCCAUCGUCGCCUUCCAGCCGAGCAAACUGCUCUACCGUUACUUCCUCUCGUUCCUGAAGAAGAACCUUCAGCUCGAGGGCAAACUGCGCCAGUACGUGCAGUGGUGCAUCGACAAUUGCAAAAAUACCAAAGUCUCGUGCCGUCAGUAUCCGCCGUCGAGCGUCGAAAUAGCCGCGAUGCGUCGGCUCGGCACGAUAGUCUGCCGAUUCUUCUUCCUGGACGGAAGAACCAAAGCCAUAGACGUGCAUCCGACCGAUACGGCGGCCGAUGCCGCGGCGAAAUUGGCCGAAAAGUUGGGAUUACGCUCGUUGGAGGGCUGGGCCAUCUACCAGAGCAGACCCGAUGGCGAGGAGCACGUCAGAGCUCAUGAUUAUCUUUACGAUGUCAUUGCCGCUUGGGAAAUGAAACAAUGUAAAUUAAACACGAACACGUUGCAGCGUCGUAACAAUCAAAGUUUGGGAAGCGGUGACAAUCGAUUUAUCUUCAAAAAGAGACUAUUCAAAAAUACCAAAGAACUAUCGCAAGAUCCCGUGGAAGUCAACAUGCUCUAUGCGCAGGCUGUCUAUUGUGUCGUUAAGUGCGACGACUUUCCUGUAUCUGAAAAAGUAGCCCUCCAGUUGGCUGGUUUGCAGGCCCAAGUGAUGUUGGGCGAUCCGAAGGAUAACGACCGACUGGAUUACUACAGCGAGAUCGAAACGUUUUUACCUUAUCGCAUCAGUCGAGCUCGCGGCGAUGACGUCUGGGUACCGAUACUCGCCCAGGCCCAUCGCCAGAACGGCGCAGGGCGCUCCGAAUUGGCCAGCAAGGUGCUUUAUCUAUCGUGCGUCAUGCAGUAUCCGCUUUACGGCACGACCAUGUUCAACGUCACGUACCGCGGCUACUGGUCCUACGGCAAUCAACUGAUCCUCGGAGUGAAUUGCGAGGGUCUCAUGCUUAUCAAGCCCGACGACAAGUUCGUGCUGUCGGAGUAUCGCUACCAGGACGUAGAGAGCAUCAUGCUCGACCCAAGCGACUCGUUCAUCACUAUAUCUCUGCUGAGACACGCACCCGACAGUCCGCACAAGUGUUUCGUCUUCGAGACGCCGCAGAAAAACGAGAUCGGCAGCUUGAUCGUCAGCUACUAUCCACCGCUGGCCGGCUGGAUCACCGAGAACGAGGUGCCGGCCAAAAGGCUCAAAGGAAUCACGACCGAGGAUCGCGUGAGGCUGCAUCACAAUCUCGUCAACUGCCGCCGGACUUUGGUCGACUCGGAGGCUCUGAAGAAGCCCCAGGACGCCGGAGCCGGUUUCUUCCGCAAUACCUUGAGACGACUGUCAAAGAGCAGGAUCGAAAAGCUGCGACAGGAGCACGGCGGAUCGCUGACGGAUCAGGGCGAGACGUACAAAGGCUUCCACUACGGCUACUGGGCCUUCAGUCGCACACCACUGGCGCAGAGUCUGAUGAAGCUCAACGACGCCGAGGAGCAAAUAGCCCUGAACAUCUUCCAACUGAUACUCACUUACGCUGGACUGGGUCAGAACGGCGAUCAGGUCAGACGAGCCGAGGACGAGCAUGUGAAUCUCAUUCAAACGAUGAUGGAUCGAUGCAUGCGCAAAGACACGCUACUAGGUGAAAUGUUCUUGCAACUGAUCAAACAGACCACGGACCAUCCCGAUCCGAACAGCCGAGUAAACUUGCGACAUUGGGCUCUGCUAUCUUUGGCUUGCUCGGUCAUUCUACCGCCACAGAAGAUAAUCCGCAAGUAUCUGAUAUGGCAUCUGAAGCGUUGCGCCAGCGACUACGUGACGGAGGAGGGCAAAUACGCGCGCUUCGCCGAGAAGUGCUUGAACAAGACUACAGGCACCAUAAGGCGGCAAUUGGCGCCCAGUCGCGAGGAGAUCAUGUGCACGAUCAAUCGGCGACCGCUCUACACGAGAUUCCACUUUAUGGACGGGCAGUAUCACUCGGUCGAGUUUCAUCCGUCCGCGACGGCCAGAGACGUGCUGGAACUGAUCAAAGCCAAAGUUGGCCUCGGCGAGAGCGCCAUGGGUUACGCGAUUUACGAAGUCGUUGGCUCGUCCGAUAGAGCUUUAUUACCAGUUGAAAAAAUUGCCGAAGUCAUGUCCAAAUGGGAAAAAUAUCGCACCGCAACGACGGGUAAUGGAACAAACACGCAGCAACGCAAACACGCACACUACUUCUUUUUAUUCAAGAAACAUUUGUUCCUCGAUCAAUACAUGAAUCUCGACGAUCCGGUCGAGAAAGAACUGCUGUAUCAUCAAGUUUUGCACGAUCUGCGAGCUGAUCGUUUCCCCAUCACGGAUAAAGAAGCGUUAAUGUUGUCGGCCUUGCAAGCUCAAUUGGAACUCGGCGACUGCGAAGAUCACCUGACGGUACAAGAAUACCAGACGAUAGCGGGUCACUGCUUACCGGCGCGCAUGGUUCCGAAUCUCUGCCUCGACGGAGUAGUGCAACAUCAUCAGUCCUGUCGCGGCAUGACCGCCCCGGAGACGAAGAAAGCCUUCCUCAAUCUCAUACAGUCGUGGCCUCUGCACAAAGCCACCAUAUUCGACGUCAUGCAGUCGUUCACGUCAAACUGGCCGCGCAUGCUUUGGCUGGCCGUCGAUCAAAAAGGUCUACAUUUGCUCGAGCAUCGAUCGAGAAAUGCACUUUGUACUUUUGAAUACUCAAGUAUACUUAGCUACAGUCCUGCCACUAAUUGUCUGAUGAUAAUAACCGGUACCGAUAAGAAACAGAGCAAAGUCAUUCUAGCCACUUCACAGGCAUACCAAAUAGCCAACCUCAUACGGGAAUACAUGGAGGUGCUUCAACUGCCAUUAGAAAUACGUAAACAGGACCCAACGCUCAUACAGCAAAUGCAACAGAUGCACCAUUUGCAACAGCAGCAGUCGAUGAAUGGAACAAUUAGAAAGGCCAAGGUACCCUCGGCACUUCACAGAGGCGCACCCGUCAUUCAUUCGCAGGCCUGCUAAACUUCAUUAUAAUACUGCAAUUGAUAUUAUUUUCUUAACUUUAAAAACGUUCCAACGUCCAGGCGCAUUUAGAAUUCGAUUACAUUCGCACGUUGAAGACGUUGUCGGAGCGAAACAAAUUGAAAACAUAUAGGUUUUUUGAAUAUAUCUUUCGAAUUCAUAUGUAUAUUUAAAAAUUUAACAUAUAUAUGAUUGAACUUAUAUCUAGAUUGUAAGUUUUCGUGGGGUUGUAAAAGAUGAAAAAAAGAAAAGUUGUAUAUUUGAGGAUUCAAAUGAAAGUUUGAAAAUAUCGAUUGUAAAUGAUUUUUGUAAUGCAAUGUUUUACUUUGUACAUGCUAUCGUAGUAAGGGUUUUUUUAGUUAGAUAUAUUUGAAUUGUUGAAUGUGAUUAAUUUUAUAUUUUUUUUACUUUAAAAAAAUGAGAAAAGUAUAAGUAACUUAUAUUAUUUUAUUGGUCUAACGCUGAUGUGUAUGAUGUAUAGCUUGUUGAUGGUUGUUUGCAGAAAUAACAACAUUAUUAAAAAGUUUAGAUAGAAAAAAUAAUUAUUGAAAUUACUGUAAACGUAUAGCUUGUUCAUCGCUGGCUAAGUAUAAUAGUGUCUGUUUCCGAAUAGUGGAGAUUUCAUCGUAAGUAGAUAUAAUCAUCUGACGAAACAAUGAUUUACAACACUGCCACGUAACAUUUUUUAAUUAAAACUUUCCGACUAACUGUCGAUGAACAGUUUGGUUUUCAAUAGCAAGAACAAAAAUAUCGUAAACGGCGUUUGUCAUUGAUUUAUAUAGGUAUAAGGAGGAACUUUUUUGUAUCGUUAUACACCUUACUUUAUACACACACAAUACUCCGUAACAAUCGUUGCCUUUUUUAUAUAAUUAUACGAUAUUAUAUAAACAAUAUAUAUUGUCGUUUUUUAAAAAAAUUUCAUAGUUGAAAAAAAAUCGAAAACAUAAUUUACCUGACGAUGAUUGUAGGAAAAGCUGAUGAUAUCAGUUGUAUAAAAAUUUACAGUGUCAUUUAAAUGUGUAACAUAUAGUAUGUGACGCGUGAUUAUAAUAAUUACAUAAUUGCGAUGUAACAAAAUAAUGCAUUAAUGUUUUGAAUAUUUGUCUUGAACUAAAAAUAGAUUUAAUUAUUAUGUCAAAUAAGUUGUUUGAGAAAAGACACUAACUUUUGUUAUUAUUUUCAUUUUUAUACUUAUAUCUCGAAAAAAAUAAAGUUUUUCAUUUUUAUUUUAAAGAUUAGAACUUGUAUGAAAAAUACUCGAGCUGUCCGAUAAAAUCAUCUAAUAAAUAAGCUACCGCCACGAAGAUUCUAAUUAGCCAUGUGCAAGUUCUGAAGUGCUUUUUUUUAAGAUUCAUCAUUAUUUGGCUUGAUAAUGUGAGUUUAUAAGACGUUUUUUAUAGAGUUUUACAAGGUUUUUAUGCAUCAUUUUCAAAAUAUUCACUUUUCAUUCUCAUUUUUCAUAACUCUUUGCAUUAAUCAAUGAUAUGUAAAGUUCAUUCAUUUUCUCAAACGUUACAAGCAGAUUGAUAUUAACGAUGAUGGAAAAAAAUUGUUGAUUUAUGUAAUAUUGAAUAAGUUAUUUCUAAACUUUACAAUUUUUCUAAAUUUUUAAAUAAGAGAUAUGCAGAUAGUAACUACUAAUCAUGCACAAUUAUUGAAACAUAGUUUCGUAAAUAGUGUUGUUAUAAUAUUAAUAAUGUAUCGUGAAUUUUCAAAAUGUUUAAGCUUUUGUAAAAAAAAUAACAGCUCUCUUGAAAUGAUCACCGAUAAAUUUUGAUUAUUAUUGAAUGAUUGUAUUGUAUAUAAACAAAAGUAUAUUCCAGUUAUGUAUAACAUUUUUCUCGAUUCAUUUAGACACCGGACAAAUAUUUACUUUGAUACAGUUAAAAUUUGUAUUAAUUAAAUUUUCAAAUGUAUUGAAUUUUAUGAGAGCAUUUAAUUCAACUGAUCUCAAUAAGUAGAUUAUAAUUAAAUGUAGCGAACAACAACAAUCAAGAUUGGCUCAAAAACUUUUACUGUUAAAUAAGUUUUUACUUUUGGAAUUUUAUAUGGAACCGAUAAUCUCUGAGACUUGAUUUCCAUUUUAUCUCCUUUGAGAUAUUUUGCAUGGAAUAAACUCCAAAGUUUUUUUAUACUUUUUGACACACAAACAAAAAUAUAAUCGUUUAAACUUUCUCAUUAGCUUAUAUGAUAUUAUCUUGUUGUCAGUGUGUAAAUAAAAAUAUUAAAAAAUAAAAUUGACGCGGUGAUAAUAGUUCCGUACAGGUAGCCAAAUCUUAGAAACGAACUCAUCAGACCAAAGCUUUGUUCGUUAAAAGCCAUGAUGAAAAAAACCAGAUACAUGCAUGAGCGCAAAUAUUAUAGAAUACAAAUCUCUAACAUAUAGCUGUAAACAUUUAACAUGUAUAAUGCGCGACGUUGUUUAUUAUUUUUCCAAAGCAAAAAUAGGAACACAGGCGUUUAAAUCAAUUUUAACAAUAUAUAAGAAGCAAGCCGAGCUGUGAUCCGUAUGAAAAAAAAUGUCUUCGAAAAGAUAUAUUGAUGUCGCGUAAGAGAGGAAGAAAGAGAAAAGAGUGAGAAAUGCUUAAAGUGGUGCAAAUUAUAUUAUUAUAAAAGAUACAUUAAUUGAUAAUAUAUUAAAAAGCUAUCGCUGAAAAAGUGUAUAUCGAGUGAAAUAUUAAAUUUAAAAAAAAACGCGUGUGCCUGAUGAAUAAUGUAAUUGCAAUAUGUGAAGCAUGAAUCUAAACGUGUUUGGGAAUGCUUAAACAAAGAAAAGUCGUGUUCGUUCAUCUUCGCGUUUAUUUAUAUUGCUUUUGUGUAUAUAUGGAUAUUGCGUUAUGUAUAGGAAAAAGAAUAAAAUGUAAAAUUCAGUCAUUUAACGAGUGGUAAAUUGUCGACGCGCACAACGGGAUACGUAACAAAAAAAAAAUUAAAAAACGUCUGCACGAAAUUGUGCAAGAGACGAAACGCAACAUUAUAAAAAAUGUAUCAUUAAAUCAUGAAUCUGUAUCGAAAACUACAAUAAAGUCGCAUCUUAUAUUACGAAAA
This is a messenger RNA of Trichogramma pretiosum, 11062 nucleotides long. It is a transcript of the gene Myo81F, whose product is annotated as unconventional myosin heavy chain 6. The transcript has 14 exons. Gene Ontology annotation, biological process: signal transduction. The record is from RefSeq and is a predicted model, not a curated record. Bases 770 to 8014 code for a protein of 2414 amino acids. Gene Ontology annotation, molecular function: cytoskeletal motor activity; ATP binding; protein binding. Gene Ontology annotation, cellular component: cytoskeleton; myosin complex. Lineage: Eukaryota; Metazoa; Arthropoda; Insecta; Hymenoptera; Trichogrammatidae.